CAUAAAAGAAAAGGAGGGAUUUUUGUGGGCUGAAGAAAAUCUAAGCAUGCAGGUGGAAGUGGAGGGUGAAGAUGGUUCCAAAUUGGCACUGGAAAAUGAUGAGAAAACUGUGUUUGGACGAGGUUGUGGAUUCAGCACUCACGACCGCACAGUUUCUCGUCGCCACGUGUGUUUCAAACUCCACCAUUCAGACUCAGUGGUUGCUGAUGCUAAUGCUAGGGUUUCGUUCGAAGUGAUGGGGAAGAACCCCUUUUGGGUGUACGACGGAGAAACGCUUCGGUUCUUCAGAAAGUUCGAGAAGGGUCACUUGCAACCCGGAGACCGUUUCUGUUUCUCUCCCAAUGCACCUCUCUGGUACUCCUUCACUCUCAGGAACAAGCAACCUCUUCCUCAGCUUAACCUUGACGAAAUUAACAUUUCGGAAAUCGAUCCCGUUAAAGAGCUUGGUUUUCUUGUGAUGGGGCACGAGUUUGACAACUAUCCUAAGGGGAUGAUUCGGAACGCGAAGAAUUGGGAGUGGUUCCUUGAGGAACAUAGAAAGGAUAGCGAAGAUGAGGAAGAUGAUAGUGAGAAGAAGAGGAAGAGAAUGAGGGGGAAACGAAAACUGGGUAAGGUAAACGAAGAUGAUGAGUGGACUGGUGAAAGUGACGAUGAUAAGGGCGUUGUUGUCAGUAUGCGGAAGAAGAAGCUGCCCAGGUACUCCACAAGGUCAAAAGAUGAUAAAGGAGGUAACAAAGAUACCAAAGCUAGUAAAAAUUCUAAAGGAAAGAAAACAGCUACUGAUGAAGAAGAUGAUGAAGAAGAAGAAGAUGAUGAUGAUGAGACACUGAGUGGAUUCAUUGUUGCUGAUAAAGAUGAUGAUGAUAAGGAGGGGGAAGAUGAAGAAGAAGAAGAGGAAGAGUUUGAAGAUGAUGAUGAUGAUGAAUUAGAUGAUUAAAGCCAAGUCUCAAUGAAACAAAUCCACACCAAAACAUGAAGCUGUGUUAUGAUACCGAUCAUUAUGCCAUGCUUGAUCUGUUCCAUCAAAUAGCACCUGAUCCACCCCACUGAUCUAUGAAAGACUGGAAUUGGAGCCUUGAAGAAGCUACUGAUUGUGGCCAAAUUCAACACCAACUCUGUCCUGAAGAUAAUAUAUAGUGCCAUGUAUGUACUUCUUGCCAUGUUAGGUCCAGUGAAGAGCAAGCAGAAGGUGACUGAACCAGAUUCAUGAUAUGGACACAACUUGGGCUGAAAAAGAGGAUGGACUCAUGAAUGAGUCCAACUUUUGUUUAAUAUAUAAUUAAGUAAUUGUGUUUUUACCUUUAUCACCACAAUUUCAGUAUACUAAAAGAAAAACAGAAAUAAAAUCCAAGAAAACUCCACUGCUGAAAAAAAUGUUUGUUUCAAACUAAAACCUGUGAUCCAAAUGUUCUUAAUCCUUCUUACAGUGUUUGGAUAUGUAGUUCUGGAGCUGCAUUAUUGUUAUGGACACAACUUGGCUAAUGAAGAAGAUGAACCCAUGAAUGAGUCCAACUUAGUGAAACAGGGAAGGAAUCCUAAAAGAAACGGUCAGAUCUCACCCAAAUCCAAAAAUUAUGUGAGAAUGUGAAUUCUGUUAUUUUUUAGCAUUUGACUCAUUCAUGGGUCCAUCCUUCUCAUCAGUUCAAGUUGUGUACAUAACAAUGAUAUAGUUUCAGAAUUUCAUAUUCAAAAAUUGUAAGAAGGAUUAAGAACAUUACAUCACAGGUUUAAUUUGGAACAAAUAUUUUCCCUUCAGAAGUGGAGUUUUCUUUUAUUUUAUUUCUUCUUCUUUUUCAGUAUAUUGAAAUUGUAGAGAAGUAUAUUGAAAUUGUAGAGAUAAAGGUAAAAACACAAUUACUUAACCUUUCUGAAGUUCUUCAAUCUGUAAUGAAAAGUUGAAGAAAAGUGCACUCUUUGAGUUUAGUGUACUGUAGAAUUGUACCUGUUUUCUUAUUUAAGAGAAUGAAAACUCAUCUAUGGAUUAUCCAUUAACUUA
Molecule: messenger RNA, 1996 nt
Organism: Vigna angularis (adzuki bean)
Lineage: Eukaryota; Viridiplantae; Streptophyta; Magnoliopsida; Fabales; Fabaceae
Product: nonsense-mediated mRNA decay protein 2
Exons: 3
Coding region: 47-937 (296 amino acids)
Molecular function (GO): protein binding
Source: RefSeq, a predicted model, not a curated record